Molecule: messenger RNA, 3195 nt
Organism: Klebsormidium nitens
Lineage: Eukaryota; Viridiplantae; Streptophyta; Klebsormidiophyceae; Klebsormidiales; Klebsormidiaceae
Source: the annotation of a GenBank genome assembly
GCCCUUCAGGCUUGAAUGCUAGGUAGCUCGAGAGCGCGGCGUUUGUACGAUUUCGUAAGGAUCCUUGCUGCAAGUCUGUGUUUGUGUUGGUGGUGGUGCUCGCAGCUCGUUGGAAGAAAGGGCAGAAUCAUUCUGAGAAUGAGACGUCAACAGAGUUGUCACAUCGCAUCACUCAAAUCACAUCACAAGGUGGACGUCCCUCAGGCAUCUGUUGACAUCAUAGUCAUGAGCAAGCUGGAUGACGCAACGACCACCUCCUCUCGCUGCGUCUCUUUUUGGGCUAGCUGUUCGUGGAGAACGCGAGUUACUUCCACGCCCUGAUGCCUCAAUCAUUUAGCAGACUCUGAAGCGCGUGUCAGCAUUGCUGUCGGCCGGAUCCUGGUUGUUGGAUAAGGGAUUGUUACAAUGGAAGCAGGAAGCUCUGGUCAUGGGCCAGCCCAUGAUGCUGGCCUUGCGGAGGCACUCUUGUCGAGCCCCGAAGAACGUCAUGCUUCUGCUGCUAGAAGCACACUGGUCAAUAAUGUGAGCGUUCUCAAGCUGAACUCGUUCAGCGGCGAUACGGAAGACGCUGGCCCCAACCUCUCGGACUCGUUGAGAGAGUCUUUGUCCAUUGCCUGGCAAAACCUGUGCAGCCAGCCCGUCGCCGUCCUAGGCAGUACACUUGAGUCAUGGGUACCUUGCAUCAGAACCCUCCGGAACUACUCCUUCCUAGAUCUUCAGGGGGACUUCAUAGCAGGGAUGACAGUGGGAGUUAUGCUGAUUCCGCAAAGCAUGGCCUACGCUCGCAUUGCGGGGCUGGAGACCGUCUAUGGCUUGUAUGCUGGCCUGGCCCCCAGUUUCGCGUAUGCCGUCUUUGGCAGCUCACGACAGUUGGCAGUUGGACCGGUGGCGUUGGUGUCGCUCCUCGUUUCACAUUCACUAAGAGACUACAUAGACCCAGAGUCCCCCGACCCUGCUUUGAAGAAGCUAUAUGCAGAGCUGGCAAUACUGCUCUCUCUACUAGUUGGCCUAAUCAAGAUCCUGUUUGGCCUCCUGCGUAUGGGCUGGAUCGUGCGCUUCCUGAGCCACCCGGUGGUCUCCGGCUUCACGACCGGCGCGGCCAUCAUCAUUGGCUUGAGCCAGGUGCGCUACUGGAUGGGCCUGCGCUUCCCCGCCAGCGACCGCCUCCACGUCAUACUGCGCAACAUCUACGUCAACCUGGGGCACACGCACUGGCCCGAGGCGAUCAUGGGGGUCGCCGCGCUCCUGUUCCUGCUCAUCAUGAAACACCUCGGAAAGUCGUUCAAGGGCCUGCACUUCUUACGGGUCCUCGGGCCUCUCGCUGCAGUCAUCGUCGGGACGCUCUUUGCGUGGCUGACACAGGCUGACGUGCGCGUGAUCGGUCACAUUCCCAAGGGGCUCCCCGGGUUUGCGCCCUCCUGGAACCACCUAGAGUACGUGCAGCGGCUAGCCCUGCCCGCGUUAGUCAUUGUCGGCGUCGGCUGCAUCGAAUCGGUCAGUAUCGCGAAAGCGCUCGCUGCCCGGCACCAUUACGACCUCGACGCGAACCAGGAGUUGGUCGGGCUGGGGCUCGCAAACCUGAUUGGGUCGGUGUUUUACGCGUACCCGGCCUACGGCUCGUUCACGCGGUCUUCGGUGAACAACGACACGGGGGCGCGCACGUCGAUGGCGGGCGUGUUCAGCGCGGUGCUGGUUGUGGUGGUGAUCAAGUACCUGACGCACCUGCUGUAUUACCUGCCCAUGAACAUCCUGGCGUCCAUCGUCAUGUCAAGCGUCAUAGGCCUGCUCGAUUACCCGGAGGCGCUCUUCCUGCUCAAGGUCAACGGCAAGGACUUCUUGCUGUGGAUGCUCGCGUUCCUAGGCACGCUCUUCUUCGGCGUCGAGACCGGCGUCGUGGUGUCAGUCAUUUUGUCGCUGGCCUUCGUGGUCAACGAGUCGGCCAACCCGCACACUGCGGUCCUGGGGCGGCUCCCCGGGACGACCGUGUACCGCAACCUGCAGCAGUACCCUGACGCGAUCACGACGGAGGGAGUCGUCAUCGUCCGUAUCGAUGCCCCCAUCUACUUCGCCAACGUGCCUUUCAUCAAGGACACGCUGAGGCGGCACGAGAGCCUGGGGUCGGGGUCGGAGGAGCUCCGGUUCGUGAUCCUGGAGAUGACGCCCGUCAGCUCGAUCGACUCCACUGGCUGCCAUGCGCUAGUCACCAUCUAUACUGAGUACAUGACACGUGGCAUCCAGCUGGUGUUGGUGAACCCCAACCGGGUGGUCCUCGAGACGCUGACGCGAGCCAGCAUCCCCGAUCUCAUCGGGCGCCAAUGGUUCUUCGUGCGCGUUUACGAUGCCGUACAGGUGUGCGUCGCUGAGAUGAAAUCUCCGAGACCCGGGUCUGGCGGCAGCAGCCCUGGCCAGUACAGCCCGCCCCCCGCCAUUGCCGAGGCGACCGUCCCUGACCUGGAAGAGGGGUCGAUGUCGCCCUCCGCUCUCGGGGCCGACUUCAUUUCGCCGUACAUUCUUUCUCAAGACAAUGCCUCCCGAUCGGCGGUCCGGCACCUGAGCAUUCCGCGGCCGAAGAAACGGAAAGCGGAGCUCCUGAGGACCGGCUCGUUUCCUGCCCCCGGCACCUCUGGUGCACCCUCGUCCCCCAAGCGACAUCCGCACUCCGGGUGCCUGUACCGAGGUUCCAUCUUCUGACGCGCCGCAGCGUUUAGAAAGGGGUUGCAGUCUAGAAAACGCUUCGCUUGGUCACAAACUGUUCGGACUCAGAGUGCUCCGGGUAUUCGCCCGGAUUGUGCGGGCAUCAAAAAGUGGUAGCAUGCUGUAGCUUGUAGGACAAACUGCCUGCUUGAAACAGCGGCUCUAGCUAGGGCUUUACCGUCACCUGGAUUGCGCAGCGCAGCUGGAUAGUUUUGAUUGAGAUUGAUACGACCCUGGCAAUACCGUACAAGCGCCGACUGUCCUAGUCACAACAUAAUCAGGCCGGGGGUACGUCGUCGAAGAAUAACGUUCAGAUGGUUAGCGCGGCCUGAAGGCGGCUGUAGGGACCUCAUCACGGUGUCAUGCGGACGACGCGGUAGAAUAAAUUAUGGCCAGGAACAAAUGUGCAAAUGGAUUUCGACGCACGAGCCUGACAUUAUUGGGGCAAAGCUCCAUUCGCGGCCAUUCAAUGUUCCCUCGAUUCAGGUGAUGCAAUUUUAU